UCUUUUUGCGCAUGCGUUGUAGAGUACCAGAUGGCCCAAUCAUCUAUUUAACACACGCCAAAACCUGGUGGUGAUUUCCAGAAGAUGGCGACCGCUCUGGUGGUGUCAACUUCGGUUCCUGCUCAUCCUGAAAAGGAAAAAUGUGAAACAAUAAUUCAAAAGGUUAUGAGUCCAGAAGCCUACAUCAAGCAUCCUUUACAAAACAAGUGGGCUCUUUGGUUUUUCAAGAAUGACAAAAGCAAAACAUGGCAAGCCAACCUUCGUCUGAUCUCAAAAUUUGACACUGUAGAAGACUUCUGGGCUUUAUAUAAUCACAUUCAGCUAUCAAGUAACUUGAUGUCUGGCUGUGACUACUCAUUGUUUAAGGAUGGGAUUGAGCCAAUGUGGGAGGAUGGACGGAAUCGACGAGGUGGCCGCUGGCUGAUAACUCUGUCCAAGCAGCAGCGUAGAGCAGACCUGGAUCGGUUCUGGUUGGAGACGCUCUUGUGUCUUGUGGGUGAAGCUUUUGAUGACCACAGUGACGAUGUGUGCGGCGCCGUCAUUAACGUCCGAGCCAAAGGAGAUAAAAUAGCAAUAUGGACCACAGACUACGAAAACAAAGAAGCCAUCACACACAUAGGUCGUGUUUACAAAGAGAGAUUAGGCGUUCCUCCAAAAGUGAUCAUCGGGUACCAGUCACAUGCAGAUACCGCGACAAAGAGCGGCUCCUCAACCAAGAACAAGUUUGUUGCCUAAGGACUGUUAACCAGUAUCAUCAACCAUGCCUUUUUCUGUUGGCAGCAUAGAUUUUCUGUAAUCUUUCUUACAUUUUUAUCCACUAACAAAUAUUUGAAGUGGAGAUAAAAUUUCUACCUUUCAGUUUGCCUGUUUGUUGCUACUUAACCAAAGCUUUUGUUUAUGGUAAGGGUAUGUGCAGUUUAAAUGUAGCACGAUCAUCUGAGAAAUGAUUAUUUUUUGUGGUGGUGGGCUUAAGAUGGGUAAAAGAUUAUGUGAUACCCACAUUUCAUUUUCUAAUGCAGCUGCAUAUUUGUGGAGAAUUUGAUUUAUCAUUCCCUUAGUGUAUGUCAGUUAUUUUUCUUAAAGUACUUAACAUUAAAGGCAAAAAGAACAAAGUGAAACCCGUUCUACUUUUGGUAUAAACUAGCUCUUUAUUACUCUAGUGCCACACAGUCAAAUUACAAUAUACUGUACAUGUAUGGCUUUGUUGCACAUAUAGUUACAAGGUGGAAUUUUAAACCAUACAUUGUGAUCAAACCCACAUCUUAAAGUUUACACAUUUAUAGAAUACCUUUUUUUUAAUUCAGCAGUAUGAGCAGUUUUGACGUCUUUUGUGGAGUUGUUUUUCAGGUUGAUAAUUAUUUCAAAGUCGCUUUAUUGCUGACGUUGCAAAUAGGAUGUCCUUUAUCUUUAGUUUCUUGUGCAAUAUGUGAAGUGUUGACGUUUAUGUACUCAUGGUGCUUCAUAAUGAGUUAGUGGUAUAUUUUGAAGUUGACUUAUUUGCCACUUGAGUAAAAUACAAAUUUCUCACCAAAAUGGACUUUGAAGCAUACUGAUUUAUCACUGGAGGAAAUGCAAGCUGUUCAUGCCUGAGCUUUUGAUAUACUUUUUCUCUUGUAUACAAAUCUCUAGAAUUUUGAGUUUAAGAGCACAAAGAUGUCAAUGAUAACUGCAUUUUGUAUCGCGUAUGAUAUUUUCCAAAUGUACAUAUUGUUUGAUAUGUACAAUGUUCAGUUAAGUCAACUUGUUUGGUCAGUUUACAAAGUAGAAAUAUUUCCAUUGCAGAUUUUGUUUUGAUUGUGGCAUAAGAAAA
Etheostoma cragini (Arkansas darter) is the source of this 1810-nucleotide messenger RNA. RefSeq names its product eukaryotic translation initiation factor 4ea (gene eif4ea). The record is from RefSeq and is a predicted model, not a curated record. Gene Ontology annotation, cellular component: cytoplasm; eukaryotic translation initiation factor 4F complex. Lineage: Eukaryota; Metazoa; Chordata; Actinopteri; Perciformes; Percidae. The transcript is spliced from 7 exons. Gene Ontology annotation, biological process: translational initiation. Gene Ontology annotation, molecular function: RNA 7-methylguanosine cap binding; translation initiation factor activity. The coding region runs from base 85 to 735 and encodes 216 amino acids.